This is a messenger RNA of Olea europaea var. sylvestris, 1521 nucleotides long. Its product is annotated as tRNA-specific adenosine deaminase 1-like. Gene Ontology annotation, molecular function: double-stranded RNA adenosine deaminase activity; double-stranded RNA binding; tRNA-specific adenosine deaminase activity. The record is from RefSeq and is a predicted model, not a curated record. Gene Ontology annotation, biological process: RNA processing; adenosine to inosine editing. The transcript has 9 exons. Bases 94 to 1296 code for a protein of 400 amino acids. Lineage: Eukaryota; Viridiplantae; Streptophyta; Magnoliopsida; Lamiales; Oleaceae. Gene Ontology annotation, cellular component: nucleolus; cytoplasm.
UUUCGUGUCAAUCCUCAGCCCAAUAACUGCCGAAAAGAACUGGAGCAAUGGAUAUACACCAACAGGCUCAAUCUUCUGUCGGUGAAUUCCGCCAUGGCUUCCGGCUCUGAACUUCCUCUACAUUCACCAGAAACGACGUCGUCGGCUAUGGUGGUGGCGGAAAAGGAGGAGAAGCCGUUGGGGGAGAGAGUAUCAGCAGCAGCUUUGUCAAUUUAUAAUUCUCUUCCCAAAAAAGGAAAGCCUCAAGGGGGUGAAGUCACUGUUUUAGCGGCUUUUCUCCUCUCCAAUCCGUCUCAAGAGUUACAAGUGGUGGCAUUGGGCACGGGAACAAAAUGCAUAGGGCACUCACGGCGGAGUUCGAGAGGCGAGGUCGUGAAUGAUUCGCACGCCGAAAUUAUCGCCAGGAGAGCUCUUCUUAGGUACUUCUAUAUGGAGAUUGGAUGUCUGACCGAAAACUUUAGUAACCAUAGACAUAAUAAUGGAAGAAUACUGUUGCAUGGUGAUGAAAUCGCAUACUCGCCUUUACAUUUGGGCACCGAUAACUGUGGCAAAGGAAAAUACAAAUUGAGACCGGGCUGGCAGUUACAUUUGUACAUAUCACAGUUACCCUGUGGAGACACAUCACUCAGUUCCCAAUUGUUUACUUCAGUUGGUCCUUUGGAACAAAGGGAUAAGCAACACCACUCUGCAGACCAUGAUUCCAUGACCAAGGAAUUUUCAGAAUCUUCAGCAAUGGUGAACGGUGAUUGUUCUCAAGUUCCUGGUACUGUUAAGAGGAAGCCUGGUCGAGGAGAUACAACUUUAUCGGUGAGCUGCUCUGACAAGAUUGCUCGCUGGAAUGUUGUUGGGGUUCAAGGAUCUCUGCUUUCGUAUUUCCUGGAACCAGUUUACAUUUCUUCUAUAACCACUGGUCGGUCCCAUUAUGGUUCUGAAGAUUUUCUAAUGGUUGAUCAACUGAGAAGAUCUUUAUACGAUCGAAUUCUGCCAUUGUCAAAAGAAUUAAUUAACCCUUUUCAUGUUAAUAAGCCACUCUUUUUGGUAGCUCCAAUACCACCCAAGGAGUUCCAACACUCUGAGACUGCUCUAACAACCUUAACUUGCGGGUAUUCAAUUUGCUGGAAUAGGUCCGGCUUGCAUGAAGUUAUCCUUGGAACAACUGGUAGGAAGCAGGGAACCUCUGCAAAAGGUGCUAUGUAUCCUUCUACCGAGUCAUCAUUAUGCAAGAUAGAGCUGAAGAAUACAGUGCUACUUCAAAGGCCUUUAAAGCAAGCCCACAUUUUAGAAACUGGAUUUUGAAACCUCAAAAUUCUGAGUCCUUCUCACACAAUGGUCCUUAAGUUUUCUAUUUGUAUAUAUUUUUCGACCUUCAAAGAUAAUUCUACUGCAUUUCUACCAAUUUGAGAAGCAAAAAUAUGAAAAUACUAUGGUUGGUCAAUUUACAGACAUAUAUCUUUUAGAAGGUCGUGUGAUGUGGAGUGCUUAUUUCUAUGAGGAUAGUGAAUUAGGGGACCACUGUACGUG